Messenger RNA from Lagopus leucura (white-tailed ptarmigan), 4456 nucleotides. It is a transcript of the gene NOM1, whose product is annotated as nucleolar protein with MIF4G domain 1. The record is from RefSeq and is a predicted model, not a curated record. Gene Ontology annotation, biological process: ribosomal small subunit biogenesis. Gene Ontology annotation, molecular function: RNA binding; protein binding. The transcript has 11 exons. NCBI's taxonomy places the organism in Eukaryota, Metazoa, Chordata, Aves, Galliformes, Phasianidae. The coding region runs from base 1 to 2448 and encodes 815 amino acids. Gene Ontology annotation, cellular component: nucleolus.
AUGGCGGCGCCCAGGCGCGGCGUGGUUGGGGGCAGGAUGAAGCGGGCGGCUGGCCGCGCUCGCCGCGGCGACGGGAAGCUGGACAGGCUGCGGCUGGCGGUGCGGGAAUUCGUGCAGGCGGCCGGGGACCAGCCGUCGUCGCCGCCGCAGCACCCGCUGAAAGGUUCGGAGAGGCCGAGCGGAAAGAAUCGGCGGGACGCGAGGAAGGAGAAGCGCAGGCUGAAGCGGAGCCGCCGCCGCCUCCUCCGACGCGGAGACACGGGGGACGUCCCCGCCUCUGCGGCCCGGCCGGCUCCCGCUGCCCGCCCCACGGCUCCGGCCUCGUCCGCCGCCACCGAGAAAAAGCAGCCGGAACCGCCGCGACAGAAGAAGAAACCGGCCCCGAAAGCGUCGCGGCCAUCGGUGGCGGCCCCGCGGCCGUCCGCAGCCGCUUCGUCGAGGAAACGGGCGCUGCUGGAGGCCAACGAGGAGGAGGACAGGGAGAUCCGGCGCUUGGAGCGGCAGCUGAGGCUCGGCAAGCGCCGCAGGAAGAAGGGGGAGGCCGCGUCCGAAGAGCUGCCGCAGAGCUUCCUGCGGGACGGGUUGGGCUACGUGCUGGGCGCCCUGGGCUCCGGCGCCGGCCUCGCAGGGCUCUGCCAGAGCAGCGACGAGGAGGAGGACCCGGAGCCGGGGGGGCGCGGUGAGGACCCUGAGAAGACUGAGGAGGACCCCGAGAAGCUGGUGGAGGCCUCUGACGACUUCGAGGGGUCAGAUGGGGAAGGGCGGUGGGACAGUGAGAGCUCGUCCCGCGAGGACGGCGGGGUGCCUGACAGAAGCGAGGCCUCGGACCCGGAGGAGGAAGAGCAGGAGGAUCGUAAUCACAGUGCUACAAAGUACAUUCCCCCUCAAGUGAGAAAAGCUCAGGAGGCUUUCGAUGGCAAGAAGAAAGAAGAAUUGGAAAGACUAAAGAAAAUGGUGAAUGGUCUCAUUAAUAGGUUGAGUGAGCCAAAUUUGGCCUCCAUCAGUGGACAGCUGGAAGAGCUCUACAUGGCCAACAGCAGAAAGGACAUGAAUGAAACUCUAACAAGUAUCCUCAUGAAUGCUUGUGUUACUGCAGUUGCUAUGCCUGCAAGACUGAUGAUGGAACAUGUCCUUUUGGUCAGCGUUCUUCACCAUACAGUAGGAACUGAGGUCGGCGCUCACUUUUUGGAAGCUGUGGUGAAGAAAUUUGAUGAACUCAGUCGCAGUGAUACUGAAGGGAAAGAAUGUGAAAAUCUGCUUGCCUUGGUCGCCCAUCUUUAUAACUUUCAUGUAGUUCAUUGCCUGCUGAUCUUUGAUAUUCUGAAGAAACUUGUUAGCAGUUUCGCUGAAAAAGAUAUUGAACUCAUUUUGUUUCUUCUGAAAAACGUGGGCUUUUCCUUGAGAAAAGAUGAUGCAUUGGCUUUGAAGGACUUGAUCAGUGAAGCCCAGGGCAAAGCAAACGCAGCAGAGAAGAAACUUAAGGAUCAGACUAGGGUUCGUUUUAUGCUAGAGACCAUGUUGGCACUGAGGAAUAAUGACAUGCGUAAGAUUCCUGGUUAUGAUCCUCAACCUGUUGAAAAACUCCGCAAAUUGCAAAGAACGUUGAUUCACAGCAGUAGUUCUGGAAAAGAAACACAGCUCCGUGUCUCCCUGGAGUCCCUCCUCAACGCAGAUCAGGUUGGUCGCUGGUGGAUCAUAGGCUCAUCCUGGAGUGGAGCACCAAUGAUCAAUAACACAGACAGCAAGACUCAGCAAAAAUUGCAUAUUGGAAAGGUGAGUUCAAAGAUAAUGGAGCUUGCUCGUAAGCAGAGGAUGAACACUGAUAUCAGAAGAAGUAUUUUCUGUGUACUGAUGACAAGUGAAGACUUCAUGGAUGCCUUUGAAAAGCUACUUAAGCUUGGGUUGAAAGAUCAGCAGGAGAGAGAAAUUGUUCACGUUGUCCUUUAUUGCUGCUUACAGGAGAGGACAUAUAACCCCUUCUAUGCAUUUUUGGCUAGCAAACUUUGUGGAUUUGAAAGACGAUUUCAGGUGACAUUUCAGUUUAGUAUUUGGGACAAAAUCAGAGAUUUGGGAAACCUGUCAGCCAGUGCCAUCUCCAACUUGGUAUCACUGUUGGUUCACUUACUAAAAACAAAGUCAUUGCCACUUUCAGUUCUCAAGGUAAUUGAAUUUGGUGAUCUAGAUAAACCCAAAGUCCGUUUCUUGCGACAAGUACUAAGCACACUGUUAGUCAGAAUUGAUGAUGACGACAUUAAUGAUAUUUUUGGGAGGAUAUCUGACAAUCCCAAACUGGGAAUGCUACGGGAAGGCUUGAAAUUGUUCCUUACCCACUUCUUACUGAAAAAUGCACAAGUCCAAAACAGCGAUGAAGAAACUGGCUUGUUAAAAGACAGAGCGGAACUUGCAAGCAGAGCUUUGCAAGCAAAAGAAUCCAAAUUCAAACUGUAGUUCUAUUUAUCAAGUAAAACGUGCAGAAAAACUAGGUUUGCAUGUAGCUGCCAAGCUUUAGUCUUUCAGACCCUAAUUAUUGGGAAUGAGGAGAGGCUUGUAUCCAUUUUUGUGAUGGAAACUGUGCUCAGCACACUAGUUACUGGAGUAACAAGGCAAUACAAGGUGUUUCUGAAGAGAGGGAAAAUGUGGUGGGUUUUUUGUCAUGUCCCUUUAAGUAUGGAUACUUCGUGUAGACAAGUAUCUGGAGAAGAGGUUGGAUUCUAUUGUGUUGUAUUCCUGGUCAUCAGUAGUGUUCAGCAGUGCAUAUUUCAGGCUUUCAGGAGACUGACCACUGUAUGUUAAACAGCCUUAACCACAGGCUGCUUAACUACUGCUAGUGCAUUUUUGUGAAGGAGUGAGCCACUAGAUGGCACAAGUACUGAUGAGUCAGUUUGGGAACACUUUUUUCUUGAAGUGUUGAAUUGAUCAGCUAAUUCUGUGAAUUGUUGUAGUAAAAAGACUUGGGGAUCUGACUUUGCCCAGUUAUGUUGGGUGUACAGAUUAUAUAGUUUUAUGCUCCUUUAACCUGUUUUACUCAGCUUUAAAAUUGGAGUUACCAGUCUUAUUAUUUGUGCUGAUCAGAUUUUCUAGGCGUGAAUAAUAGUAGUCUUUUAGUAAGGGAGUAUCUUCUUUAAGGGUUUGUUUCCACUUCCCAUUCAAAUGCCUUACAAAUCUGUAUGUUUCUUUGUGUAACACUCAGAUUAUUUUGUCACCCCACAACUACACAUGAAACUGAUUUUCUGAAGUGUUCUGCUGUUCAUAUUGUCUUUAUUCCAGCAGGGGAGUGACCUGAAAUGUGGGAGGCACUCCCUAAGUUUGUAGUAAGUACUGUGUUUACCUGUAUGAGGGCUGCCAGCUUAAUUUCUAUGGUGGUCUUGCCCUAAGCUGCUCAGCAGACCCAUCAGUUACAGUGCUUCCUAAUUGCAUUUGUUACCACUGAUUUGUUCUCUUUCUUUCGAUCUGUUCCCAUUGGGAAAAUUUUCUCCCAGAAGGCAUCUGCAAGGAAGCCUUGAGUUCUGCAGCAAAUGAGCAUUACAAGAACAUUUCUUCUUGUUUUUAAUUGGAGCUGAAUGUGGAAUUUUUUGCUUGGUGUGAGACACACUUUUGGGAGGAGGUCUGCUUCUCCCAGCAAGGAGGUGUUUUUCUGGCCUUCCUCUUCUGGGGGCAGACUGGUUAAAGGUUAUCCUGGGAUUGGAGAGACUCAGUUUCAAAAUCACAGAUUAUGCUUACACAUAGUUUGCAAAUAAGAGAUAACUAAAAAAAAAAUGAGCAAAGUAAGAUGCUUUUUUUAGCCCGAUUCAGACCGCUGGCAGCUUUAACCACUUAGAAUGCACAUUUUUGCUCAAUUGGGUCUUAGAUGCAAAAGAAGGAGAAGUAUGAAGUCUUUCCAAAAUCCAUACUAAUUAGAAGUGUUUUGGUGGACUGUGUGACGCAGAAGGCAGAAUGCUGAGGUGUCCCCAUAAACAGCACCUUUGCAAACAACUGUGGUAAACCUGGUCAAGUUUUGGAGGCUGGGCAUGGGAGAAAAUCUGUGCAAGCCUCUAGAAAUUGUGUCUGCUGUGGAAUGCAUGGGACACAGGUAAAAAGUCACUCCCUCUGGGCCGCAGCAGCCACCCAAUUAAUUACCUUUUUGCAGGGAUUGAGGAUCCAGCAUUUCAACUUGUUUGUGGUUGAAUAGCAUACAGUGCAUUGCUCUAAGAAGGUGGUUGAGGCAGCUUUGCUCUUGAAGGCAGAUCUUGAUCCAUCUCCCUGGAAUUCAAUGCAGCAGGCUGUCCUGCUUGUGUGCCUCACUCGGUGAUCAGUACUGAGCACCACUGCCUGUGGAAACAUUGCCUGGUGUUUUAUGGGUCUGAGCCCAUUCCCUCACUGCAGCUGGCUGAGGCGGUGCAGUGCAGGUGUUGCUGUGCAAUUAGAGGAGAUGUCUUUAACCUUACAGUCUAAAAUUACAAUUGCUAUUUUUUUUAAA